CUGGUUUGGUUUUCCAAGUCUACAGCCCAAAACAAAAGUGAAAAAAUAAGAGAAGCCCCCUUCCUUCCUGCUUCCUAGUUCCUACACUCCCUCUCUCUCUCUCUCUCUCUCUCUCUCUCUCUCUCUCUCUCUCUCUCUCUCUAUCUGUGCAGCGUCAACGGUGUCUCAUUUUCUCCCUCGCCGUGCUCGAAUUCUAGGGCAAAGAGUCCUGUAUCUUCUUAUCUUACGAUCGUUCCUCAAUCCGCGGUUCGAGAGGCAUUUUGUUUGUGCCAUAUCUCUUGCGGUGGAAAUUAGGGCGAAACUGUUGGAUUGCGAGUUUGGCGCGGGAGGAUGUUCUUCACUGGCGAUGCUUCGACGCGGAAGCGGGUAGAUUUAGGCGGGCGAAGCUCGAAGGAGAGGGACAGGCAGAAGCUUUUGGAACAGACUCGGUUGGAGAGGAAUCGCCGGUUGUGGUUGCGCCAGCAAAACUCUGCAGCUCUCAAAAUUCAGAAAUGCUUCAGAGGGAGAAUGGCAGUGGAAGUUGAGCAUUCUAAGGUGCGAGAGGAAUUUUUUAUUACUUAUGGAAAGCAUUGCCAAAAUGUAGACAGGAAUUGUUUCAGUCCAGAUUCAGAGUUCUUCCGCCAGUUGCUCUUUUUCUUUAAUGCACAAAAUGUUGGUGAUUUUUCAGCCCUUGUGGAGACUUGCCAAUUAUUUCGGCAGUAUGCUCAAUAUACUGGGGAUAUUGUAAGCAUAUUUGCAGGUGUGGAUUACUCACACAAGCAGGCUUUGGUAGACUACAGGGUAAAGCAACUGGCAUAUGAUUGCAUUCAGGCUGUUCAUCAGAACAGAGAUAAGUUGAAGGAUCAACUUCUGAUGACAUUUGACCAAUCCAACACACCAACAGUCAUCUUGCUUGAGGCAGUAGUCUUGUUGGUAGAUUCCAAACUUCCAUGGGUUUGUAAGAUAGUUGGCUAUCUCUUGCAAAGAAAUGUGUUUUCUCUGUUGAGAGAUAUUGUUCUUACAGCCAAGGGAAGUGUGAAGACUUAUCAAUCCAUUGUGAAAGAUUCUUCUCUGGAGCGUGUGCUUGCACUUCUUAUUUGCCAUGUUGGUCAGAAGCCAUGUAUUUGCCCAAGUAUUGAUUUGCGAUGGAGUUUCUCAUCCCAGAUUCUUACAGUUCCUUUCUUAUGGCAGUUUUUUCCUUAUUUAAAAGAGGUUUUUGCAACCCAGGGACUAAGUCAACAUUAUAUUCAUCAAAUGGCAUUGUGUGCCCGGAAUCACACCAAUGUUUUACCUAAUGAUAUGGCACCCAAAUUCCCUGGUUAUGCCUGCCUUCUUGGAAAUAUAUUAGAAGCUGUUUCUGUUGCCUUAUCCCAGCCUGAAUGCUCAUUUGAAUCCGCCAAAGAUUUUGCAGCUGUUAUGACAUUUUUAUUGGAGGCACUUCCUCCUAUGACAACAUCAAAUAGAGAAAGCAGAGAAAAUUCCACUGUGGCUGAAGAUGAAAUGACUGUGGGUGAUGAAGUCGUGGAAAAAGGUCUAAAUAGUGAUUUGGAGCAGCAGAUAUUCAAUGCAAUAGAUGCACGCCUGCUUUUGCAAUUGACAAAUGUUUUAUUUGGAGGAUCUUCUUUCAAUGGUUCACAUAAAGAGGGACCGGACAAUAAAGAGGCGGCAGCUGUUGGUGCUGCAUGUGCCUUUCUUCAUGUUACUUUUAACACAUUACCCCUUGAGCGUAUUAUGACUGUACUAGCUUAUCGUACUGAACUUGUUCCGGUUCUUUGGAACUUUAUGAAGAGAUGCCAUGAGAAUCAAAAAUGGUCAUCCUUGUCAGAGCUAUUACCAUAUCUGUCUGGAGAUACUCCUGGUUGGCUAUUACCUUUGGCUGUUUUCUGUCCUGUGUAUAAGCACAUCCUUAUGAUAGUUGAUAAUGAGGAAUUCUAUGAAAAGGAGAAGCCAUUGUCACUGAAGGAUAUCAGAAGCCUAGUUAUUAUUCUGAGACAGGCCUUAUGGCAUCUUUUAUGGGUCAGUCCUGUGACUGGACGGGCCGCUGCCCAUAAGCGACGCCCUGUAGAAUUUAUUUAUCAUAGGGUUAGCAUUGUGGCUGCUGAGCUCCUCUCACAGUUGCAAGAUUGGAACAACAGACGACAGUUUACAUCUCCCAGUGACUUCCAUGCUGAUGGUGUCAAUGAGCACUUUAUUUCUCAGGCUGUGAUGGAAAACACCAGAGCCAAUGAUGUUUUGAAACAAGCUCCAUUUUUGGUCCCAUUCACAAGCAGGGUUAAGAUAUUCACUUCACAGUUGACAGCAGCAAGGCAAAGAAAUGGUUCUCAUGCUGUUUUUACUAGAAACAGAUUCAGAAUACGGCGGGAUCAUAUUUUGGAAGACGCAUUUAGUCAGUUGAGCGCCUUGUCUGAAGAUGAUCUUCGAGGAUUGAUUCGUGUAACAUUUGUCAAUGAAUUUGGAGUUGAGGAGGCUGGUAUAGAUGGUGGUGGGAUUUUCAAAGAUUUCAUGGAGAACAUUACACGUGCAGCAUUCAAUGUGCAGUAUGGGUUAUUUAAGGAAACAGCUGAUCACAUGCUUUACCCUAAUCCUGGAUCAGGAAUGAUACAUGAACAGCAUCUCCAGUUUUUUCAUUUUCUUGGAACUGUUUUAGGAAAGGCCAUGUUUGAAGGGAUUCUUGUUGACAUACCAUUUGCAACAUUCUUCUUGAGCAAAUUAAAGCAAAAGUACAACUAUCUAAAUGAUUUGCCUUCAUUAGACCCAGAAUUAUAUCGCCACCUUAUUUUCUUAAAGCAUUUUGAAGGUGACCUUUCGGAGUUAGAACUAUACUUUGUUAUUGUAAAUAAUGAAUAUGGAGAGCAAAUGGAAGAAGAACUUCUUCCUGGAGGGAAAAACACACGUGUUACCAAUGAAAAUGUAAUUACAUUUAUUCAUCUUAUGGCCAACCAUCGUCUGAAUUUUCAGAUACGUCAACAAAGUUCACAUUUCUUGAGGGGAUUUCAGCAGCUUAUACAGAAAGACUGGAUUGAAAUGUUCAAUGAGCAUGAACUACAGCUUCUGAUUUCAGGCUCCCUUGAUGGCUUGGAUGUUGAUGACCUACGUUCACAUACCAAUUAUGCUGGCGGCUAUCAUAGUGAGCAUUAUGUUAUUGAGAUGUUCUGGGAAGUUCUCAAAAGCUUUUCAUUGGAAAAUCAGAUGAAAUUUUUGAAGUUUGUGACUGGGUGCUCUCGAGGACCACUGCUUGGUUUCAGAUACCUUGAGCCUUUAUUUUGCAUACAAAGGGCUGCUGGUAAUGCUUCCGAAGAAGCUCUUGAUCGAUUACCAACAUCGGCUACUUGCAUGAAUCUUCUAAAGCUUCCACCCUACAGGAGCAAACUUCAACUGGAAACAAAACUCUUGUACGCAAUUAAUGCAGAUGCUGGAUUUGAUUUGAGUUGAAUGGAGACCGUGCAUUCUGACCCUACAACCAACGCAUGCUCAACUGCUUAUUUGUCAACGUGAGAAAAUCAAGCUUGCAGUCUUGACAGGCAUAACGCCAAAUCAGAUUACCAGCGCUCAUGUUCUAUUUGGUUGAAAAAUGCCCAGUGUCAGGACUACUAAAGAGUACAGGAUGAUUAUCAAAUGUCUGUAGAGUAAUGGCUGUACCGUAAAGCAUGUAGAUAUAAAUCCUUGUCCAGCGGCCGGCCUGCUCAUAGAUAUAGAGUUCACAUGUAAAUAAUGUGGGGGUCACCUUUCAAGGUUGAGCUCUAGAUUGUAUUUUCUUUAUGCUUUUCCUUUUCCUGUAAAACAAGCAGGCUCGUUUUAUCGCUUGUGAGGGAGGAAUGACCUGUUGUGUGUAGGUUAUUCCCUACAGCUCCAAUUUGUUGUAGAUGUGUUCUUCCCCCACUUCUUCCAAAUCCUUGAUUUUCAUCGUGAUAAUCUGUAAAUUAAAAAUGAAGUGGCUCCUUAUUUUGGUAAUGUAAGUUGGAUCUGUUUAUUUGUUGGAUCUGAA
This is a messenger RNA of Malania oleifera, 3964 nucleotides long. RefSeq names its product E3 ubiquitin-protein ligase UPL6. The record is from RefSeq and is a predicted model, not a curated record. Gene Ontology annotation, molecular function: protein binding; ubiquitin protein ligase activity. The transcript has 26 exons. The coding region runs from base 331 to 3411 and encodes 1026 amino acids. Gene Ontology annotation, biological process: ubiquitin-dependent protein catabolic process; protein polyubiquitination. Lineage: Eukaryota; Viridiplantae; Streptophyta; Magnoliopsida; Santalales; Ximeniaceae.